AUGGUGACCCAUGCUAACAGUGAGUUCAAGAAUCUCAAGUCUAAACCUCAGCUAGCUUUCAUUGAAGUGGACGCUUGUGGACUCGUUUUCAUGCGCAGCAGCAGAGCAGUCAACAUAGUGAAUGAAGUGUCGCUCGAUGGUUGGACUGGAACCUUACGAAAGCCACAGGCUUCAAUAGUGAGGCUCCUUGACCGUCUGCAGAAAUGGAAAUCUGUGCGACGGGCUAAAAUGCUUCGGUAUGCUUUCACCACCGAAGCCUCAGCAUAUGGCUCCAUCUCCAGCAUCAAUAUCGAUACGGAAGUCACGAUUAGACAUCAUUUCGACAUCACCUUCACCAAACUCGAUCCAUACUUCAAUUCCAUGUACAACGGCGAAGUCAUCAGAAAUCGGGUCGGCACCACAUCUUCAUACCUAAACUCGGAGAUUAACGACAUUGCGUUGACCGGAGGCACUACCUACUGGGGCGGCAAUGCUUCCAUUCCAAUCACCGGAGCUGUGAUUCAGAAUCCUGCAAACUUUCCUGUCGAGCAAGCCGGGUUUACAGUUAAUGAUGGAGGCCGCACUCUGGCUCGCAGUGGCAAAAUUCAGGCUGCGAAUACGAUGGCUAUUUUGGAUGGAUGGCUGUAUCUUACCACCAAUCCACAGGAACUUGCUCUUGGAAGACAGUAUAAUAAUGUUGAUAAGCGACAAGGCCCUUUUAAGAGCUACCAUAUUUGGAUUGGUAGAGGUCCUGCUGUUUAA
Sclerotinia borealis F-4128 is the source of this 741-nucleotide messenger RNA. Lineage: Eukaryota; Fungi; Ascomycota; Leotiomycetes; Helotiales; Sclerotiniaceae. The record is from the annotation of a GenBank genome assembly.